AAUCGACUUGCGCGGACUUUUAACGCCAGCUGGGUGAAUCCAUUCACAUUUCAUAGAGGCAGUAAACAUUUUGUUGGGUUGGCAUGGACUUUCAGAAGACACAGAUUCCUACCAUGAACAGAGCCUGGGUUGCAUUCAAGGCCCACCCGUACAUAAGCAACGUAGUUGGCUACACAGUACUUUUCGCCUCGGCCGAUCUUUUCCAGCAGCGAGUUUUGGGCCGAGGAGAUGAGUCGCGGGCCUUGGCGGGCGUCAACUGGUGUCAGACGGCGCGAGUGGCCACCGUGGGCUUCUGUUUCCAUGCCAACUUCAACUACCAAUGGCUGCGCUGGCUGGAGAGGAUGCUGCCAGGAGGCGGAGUCAAGGCGGUGACGGGGAAGGUGGUGCUGGAUCAGCUAGUAGCGGCGCCGCUAACUAUCAGUGCCUUUUAUGUUGGUUUGAGUUUUCUAGAAAACAGAGAUGAUCCAUUUGAAGACUGGAGGGAGAAAUUCUGGACAUCGUACAAGACAGGUGUGGUGUUCUGGUCGACAAUGCAGGCGGUGAACUUUUCCUUAAUCCCGCCAGUGGCUCGAACCGUGUUCCUCGGAGGUGUUGCUCUCGUCUUCACCAUCUUCCUGUGUCACCUUAGACAGCGGAAGGACCAUAAACUUGAAUAAAUUUCAAACCAAUUUUGGAUUAAAUGACCACGUAACACUGUGCUAGGUUGCUAUUUUGCUACUGAUUUUAUCAGCAUGUCUUAUUCAAUUUCAUCCCUUUUUUUAAA
Messenger RNA from Corythoichthys intestinalis (scribbled pipefish), 763 nucleotides. RefSeq lists its product as uncharacterized. The record is from RefSeq and is a predicted model, not a curated record. Bases 84 to 656 code for a protein of 190 amino acids. NCBI's taxonomy places the organism in Eukaryota, Metazoa, Chordata, Actinopteri, Syngnathiformes, Syngnathidae. The transcript is spliced from 5 exons. Gene Ontology annotation, cellular component: membrane; cytoplasm; mitochondrion. Gene Ontology annotation, biological process: mitochondrial ribosome assembly; cellular response to reactive oxygen species.